GUCACGUGGAAAAUGAAUCAAGCGCAAUCAUCAGCACGCUUUUGGGAGAUCAACUGUGUGUGUACAUACUCUGUGCCUUCCACUGGGCUGACUUAUCGUUAUUAUUACGAUGGUGAAAUCUAGCAAUUUGUCGGUUUGGGCAAAGCGAAGGAAACUCCUUGAUAUGUGUUGGGCAGGAAUGGCACUUUCCUAUUCUUUUUCCGGUCAAUUUACAUUCACAGUUGAUUGCAUUUCCUUGUAGGCCAUGAGGAGCAACACCCCCCCAGCCUCACACUUGUAACGAGAAUUCAAAUGCAGCAGCUGGCUUUCCAGAUUAACGGUGACUGUAAAUCAAGACAAUUGCUGAAUUGCAGGCAGAGCGAGCAGUCAGUCCCGGGGGUUCAUAAACUUCGGUUGAGAUGGCGUGAAUUCAACCUGAAAGAAAAUCAAGUAACGAUCGCCACUUCCCAAAUGGUUUUUGGUUUCAUUGUCCGUCGUGCCGAGAGAGAGAGAUGGGGUAGUACUACACGUAUAAAAGUGUAUACUAAUGUCGAGGGGAUCCGCGCCAAUGGGUUUUCUCCUCUGGUCGGGGAAAUGGGCGGUCGAAAAUGAUUCACUCCCGCGAUAUAAAGUCCCAACUGAGGCAGACAAACUGACUGCUGCAGCGCUCACACAAGCGUGAUGUGUGUAGGCUUGCGCUAGCUUCUUUAUGCAUAUGCAGGCUGGGCAGCAGCAGGGCCGGGCAGCUCCUUUUGAGAAAAAAAAGGAACUUAGAAAGUGAUAUAUAUUCGGCCGUUUCGCUUUGGCACAUCACCAUUCUGCCAUGGCCGACACCAGCCCGCGAGACUUUCACGUCCGCCGUCUAUGACGAAGUGCGCCAGCGAUCGUACAACUCCGAUUGCUAUAGGCCAUAUUUGGUUGACAACGACGAAUGGUUCUUGGACUCUCGGCACGUUUCGAUUUGCCAAGAUAGACAUUGUGGGGCUUCUCCACGCCAAGAAGUCAUUCUAAUUCUUUCCAGUCGAAAAACUCCGAGGCUCGACUUUGCGCCAUCCCGCCCUUGCCCAGCCGAAUAUAAAAAGAAUGACGAGUUGAUUGAGGCAUGGGCCGAGAAGCGGACGCGUCGCACGUAAAUCGCUCUUCCUCCAACAUGACCCGAGAAAAGUGUUCUUCUUGGAUAACUUCACCUACAACUACGCGCGAGACGCUGUGACGUAUUGCUGAACAUUCCAAGAGCCCACCAAAAAGGUCGUCUGAAUGGGAAGCAUGUUCAAGUGGAAGGUUUCAUCGCUGACGUCGCGUGUUGGCAACGGCAACAGUUCCGGCGGCAAGAAAGCCGAUAAACACCUCAAUAAUAACGCGCCUCCGCCAGCAAAGACUCAGCAGCCGCCGCCGCCACCGACGUCGACCGACAAGAAUAAAACUGGCGAUCCGAGGGAUAAUUGCCCGGCUCCGCAGAAAGUCGUCCAGCAACCGCAGCCACAGCAUCCGGAACCUCCGCCGUUCUCACCGAUUCUACCUCGAUCCGCUGAUGGAUUUUCUCCUCGUCAGCAUUCGACAUCGGUUCAACAGCCCCAACAACAACAGCCCCAACAACAACAGCAGCAGCAACAACAACAGCAACAGCAACCGAAAUCUAUCGGUAGCCAUCAUUAUCGGUCCGUCCCACCGGCCGAACCUCAAUACCAUCAGCAGCGUCACGCAGAUGGAUCGCAAUCGUGGAACGAUUGGACUCAACAAUUGCUGGCGUACACGGCCUGGGUGAAUUCGCAGUUGAGGAAGCGGCCUGAACUGCCACUGAUUGAAGACAUGGGAAACGACCUGCAAGACGGUGUCCUUGUCGCCAAGUUGAUUGAAAUCAUCACUGGCAAAGACAUUCGCGGUAUCGACGUGAACGCCAAAACGCAGCAGGUCAAACGAGACAAUUUCGAAAAGAUUCUAACGUUCCUGGCGUCGCAGCGCGUGAGGACGUCUACCGUGACGUCUCGUGACCUGGCCACCGGCAAUCUCAAGUCGCUAAUGAGGUUGAUAUUAUCGCUAGCUUCACACUACAAACCGCAUAGCGUGAAGCAAGGAAGGGACUCGGCUUCGUUCCGAGCCAAUUCCCAGACGACGCCCAACCUUAAUGUGCCGACAAAUCGACGGUUCCCAACAACUGGUUUCGAACCGCAGGAGGUGGAUAUGAAGAUGGUCAACGCUUUGGCCACCCUACGACGCCAAAAUACCAACAGCGGCGCUACCGCUAUCCGGCCCGCUCUAGCCACAUCCUCUUCCGCCGCCGAUUUACUCAUGUCGCCUAGUGUACAGCGUCGUUACACGAUGAAUGGAUCGGCGAUCAACCGCGACGUUGCGUCACAACAACUGUCGUCAUUCGGAACGAUAUCGAACGCGCGCUCUUUGGCCAAUUUACAAUCGCAGAACAAUCACGAUGAUAGCAUGAUUGAAUCGCCUCGUAAUCAUGCGGCCAUGGCCACGUCCACGUCCGUCGGCGAUCUGAAUACCAGCGAGGAGGACGCCACGGUUCGGAAACCGAUUUUGAAAAAAGAUUCCAAAUACGGCAGUCGGAGAGAAUUGCCCGCCCUGGGCGUCUCUGGUGUCGUGUCCAAAGGUCGUCCGUCCAUUUUUGAAUUUUGGGAAAAUAUGCUAGGCCCCCAGCCGGACCCGAUGAGCAGUCUGACGCUUGCAGGAGGUGAAAGUAGCGAUGCUAAUGAGAACAAUAGCGGCUCCAGGGCCAGCAUGCGUCGUGUUCUGCCUCCGCUGCCCGGCCAGCCUCAGAGUUUGACCGUCAGCACAGCGAUUAAUCCUACGACUUGCAGCAGCAGCAGCAACAACAGCAAUGGAUCUGGUGAAUUGCUCGGCAGCCGUGGCGAAGUGGAAGGUUCGUCCAAUCAGCCGAGUCCGACUUGCGUGUCGGGUGAAAUCGAUCCCGGCUAUUGGAGUUCCGUGCGGAGCAACAUCAACCACGAGGAGAUGAUGAGCACGACGCCCGUCAAAGCUCACCAUGACCUACUCAUGGACGACCUCAAUCGCACCAAGAAACAACUAGCUGAACUCCAAAACAUGUUGUUGACCAACCAACAAGAGGCCACUAUGACGGAAAGCAAAGGAACUACCACAACUUCAUCAACUGACCCGGAUGCCAUCUCUUGGUUGAGAUCAACGCUGCACAGUGUAGAUCAGAGAUGCACCAACCUCCAGUCGGAUUUGAAAAAAGCCCAACAGGACUGUUUGACUUUGGAUGGCAGUCGCAGAGGACUGGCGGCCUGCUUAGCCAAUCAAGAGGAAGCGUUGAGCGGUUUGCGGCAAGAACUGGUACGAACUACACUUGCCAACCAGACGAUGACCAAUGAAAGGGUUGAAAUGCAGCGAAAACUGGAGGAGAAAGAUCGACAGAUUGCUGAUCUCAGACGUCAGCUCGCUGCUAAAGAUCGUGUGAUGGAAACCCAAAGAGCCGUCCUUGAAGAAGCAUCUCACAACUUCACCCCGGCUUUGCGAGCUAAGCUGGAUAAGAAUAUUAGCACAAUGGAUGCCAGGAGAAAUCAGUACCGUGAAGAGCUGCAUGUCGCACGCGAGGCUCUUUCCUCUCUUCGCUCAAAUUUCAGAGGAAACGAUCCAAACCAUCAUACUCUAGAUACACUAGAACAGUGCAUGGCUUUCCUACUUGAACGGAUUGCUGGACCCGACACCUUGGAUAUGACAUCUUCUGCCUCACAAUCGACUUUGAUUCAGCGCAAUGACACACUAAAGCGUGGUAACAUGAACGGUUACCACGGCGACCAAUUCACCAAAGUAGUUUACUUCACUGAGCGGACAGUAACGCCAUUCUUAACAGUUAUUCCACGACGACUUGGCGAGAUUUCGCUACGAGAUUUCAAAACAUUAUUCGAUCGCCCUGGUGUUUACAGAUUUCAUUUCAAAGCUCAAGACGCCGAGUAUGGAUUUGUUAAAGAGGAGAUCGCAGACGACAACAUGAUACUUCCAGGGUUCGAUGGAAAAAUUAUUGCCUGGGUCGAAGAGAUUCAAGUUUAGGCUCUAUUUUACGCCUGUAUAGAACCUUGUGUCGUGAACCGAUCCAAAAUGUAAAUUCUUCUUGCGCCUUUAAAAUUCAACUUAUAUUCAUUUAAUUAAAAUCCUUUGGGAUACGCAGUAUGUUAUAUAAUUUGACUUAAAAUGCUGAAAUGUAAACAACCCAACCCGUUCGAGCAUUUCUUUUAUUUAGUGUAUAAAAAUUAAAUAAUAGCAGACAUGACUCUUACA
Molecule: messenger RNA, 4236 nt
Organism: Daphnia pulicaria
Lineage: Eukaryota; Metazoa; Arthropoda; Branchiopoda; Diplostraca; Daphniidae
Product: neuron navigator 3-like
Exons: 19
Coding region: 1237-4008 (923 amino acids)
Biological process (GO): canonical Wnt signaling pathway
Cellular component (GO): cytosol
Molecular function (GO): protein binding
Source: RefSeq, a predicted model, not a curated record